This is a messenger RNA of Symbiodinium necroappetens, 1008 nucleotides long. Lineage: Eukaryota; Dinophyceae; Suessiales; Symbiodiniaceae. The record is from the annotation of a GenBank genome assembly.
AUGUCCACUGCCCCUAUGCAGACCAAGCGUAUUGCGCUGGCCGCGGGAUUGGCCACCGCCGUGGCAGCUCCUCUGUUCGUGGCGCCUUCCACAGGCACAACAGAGCGGGCGACCUCCCUUCGUGGCAGCCGGGCGGCACCUGCGGCUGUGACCCAGACCGCACCUGGUGCCACGGCCACAGUGGGCGCGGCCGGUGCAGUCGUUGCCCUGGCGGCCCUUGGAGCAUCGGGUGCCAAAGCCGGCACUCGCAAGCCUCGCAUGGUCCAGGUCGCCCGUCAGUCAGUGGAGACCUUCCAGCAAAAUGCGUUAGAGUACCCGUCAUCCUAUGAGAAGAUCGCGGACGUGAACAACAAGGAGAAAGAUGCCGACAUCAUCUGCACCAUCGGACCAAAAUCUUGGGACCCCGAGGUUCUCGUGGAGCUCAUGAAGGCAGGCAUGACCGUCAUCCGAUGCAACAUGUCGCACGGAGACCACGAGGAGCAGAGCAUGAAACUGGCCAACCUGGAGAAGGCUUACGAGCUCGCUCCCGAGUUCAAGGGCAAGAUGAAGAUCCUGAUGGACACCCGUGGCCCGGAGAUCCGCACCGGCACCUUCGAGGUCUACAACUCCAAGAAGGAGCUGAAGGCUGGCCAGGAUUUCAAGCUCGUCACUGACUACAGCCUGAAGGGCGACGAGAGCAUGGUCGCAAUCACCUACGAGCAGCUGCCCAAGAGUGUGAAGCCAGGCCAGCGCAUCCUCAUCCAGGACGGCACCGUUAUUCUGGAGGUCGCGGAGGCCAAGGACGACGAGGUCCUCUGCAAGGUGGUCAACAAUUGCAAGCUGGGUGAGAAGAAGAACGUGAAUGUUCCAGGCGUGAAAGUGGACAUCCCCGUUGUGGGAGAGCGCGAGAUCAAGGACAUCGAAGAGUGGGCGGUCCCCAACAAUGCGGACUACAUCGCCCUCAGCUUCGUUCAGAGUGCUGAUGAUGUGAAGGACUGCCGCAAGCACUUCGGAGGCAAAGACAUCAAG